Messenger RNA from Passer montanus (Eurasian tree sparrow), 1850 nucleotides. RefSeq names its product integrin subunit beta like 1 (gene ITGBL1). The transcript is spliced from 11 exons. Gene Ontology annotation, cellular component: focal adhesion; integrin complex; cell surface. Gene Ontology annotation, molecular function: integrin binding. NCBI's taxonomy places the organism in Eukaryota, Metazoa, Chordata, Aves, Passeriformes, Passeridae. The record is from RefSeq and is a predicted model, not a curated record. The coding region runs from base 1 to 1464 and encodes 487 amino acids. Gene Ontology annotation, biological process: cell migration; cell adhesion mediated by integrin; cell-matrix adhesion.
AUGCUCGCAGCGGGGCUACCGGGGCUGCUGCUGCUGCUGCUGCUGCUGGGCCCCGCGCUGCCGGCCGGGCCCCCGGCCCUGCGGAGCGCUUUGGGUAUUCCUGCUUCCUGCCAGCUGUCCCAGGCUGAGUCGGAGCUCAGGUGCCGCAUCCCAGGGGGGAAGCUGUGCAAUGACAGAGGCAGGUGUGAGUGUGGGGUCUGCAUCUGCCAAGUGACUGAGUCUGGCAAAUACUACGGCCCCCUCUGCGAGUGCCACGACUGGGUGUGCGAGACCUACGACGGGAAAAUCUGCGCAGGCCAUGGAAAGUGUGACUGUGGGAAGUGCAAAUGUGAUGAAGGCUGGUACGGUGAAGCUUGUCAGUAUCCAACUACUUGCAAUCUUACACGGAAGAAAAGCAAUGAAAUGUGCAAGAAUUCUCAGGAUAUCAUCUGUUCUGGUGCAGGCACAUGUCAUUGUGGCAGGUGUCAGUGUGCUGACUCAGAAGAAAAUGGACUGGUAUAUGGCAAAUUUUGUGAAUGUGAUGACAGAGAAUGCAUUGAUGAUGAAACAGGAGAGAUUUGUACAGGCCAUGGAAAGUGUUACUGUGGAAACUGUUACUGUGAGGCUGGUUGGCAUGGAGAUAAAUGUGAAUUCCAGUGUGACAUCACCCCCUGGGAGAUCAAGAAAAGAUGCACAUCUCCAGAUGGCAAAAUCUGCAGCAACAGAGGCACAUGUGUAUGUGGGGAAUGUACAUGCCAUGAUGUGGACCCAACUGGUGAUUGGGGAGAUAUUCAUGGAGAUACUUGUGAGUGUGAUGAAAGAAACUGCAAAGCAGUGUAUGAUAGAUAUUCUGAUGACUUCUGUUCAGGUCAUGGACAGUGUAAUUGUGGAAGAUGCGACUGUAAAGAAGGAUGGACUGGGAAAAAGUGUGAACAUCCACAUUCGUGUCCAAUGUCAGUUGAAGAAAGUGCUAAGAAAUGCCAAGGAAAUUCCAAUUUACCUUGCUCUGGAAGAGGGAGAUGUGAAUGUGGCCAAUGCACUUGUUUCCCUCCAGGAGACAACAGAGUUCAUGGCAAAAACUGUGAAUGUGAUGAUCGACAGUGUGAAAAUGCAGAUGGCGAUGUCUGUGGGGGCCAUGGUAUCUGCUCAUGUGGCCGAUGCAUUUGCCACGAUGGGUGGUUUGGAAAGUUGUGCCAGCACUCAAGGAAAUGCAACAUGACGGAGGAGGAGAGCAGAAGUCUCUGCGAGUCAGCGGAUGGCCUAUUGUGCUCUGGGAAGGGCUCCUGCCACUGUGGAAAGUGCAUCUGUUCACCCCAGGAAUGGUACAUUUCGGGUGAUUUCUGUGAAUGCGAUGACAGAGACUGUGACAAACAUGAUGGUCUCAUUUGCACAGGUAACGGUGUUUGUAGCUGUGGAAACUGUGAGUGCUGGGAAGGAUGGAAUGGAAAUGCUUGUGAAAUCUGGCUGGGGAGAGAAUAUCCUUAAUGGAGGAUGUCAAAGAUUGAGGAGGUUAUUUUUUGUUUGUUUUUCUUUAGGCUGCUAGGACAUUUAAUUUCAGAAGUAUCUGGGUGUGGGUAUGCAUGAACACACACAUACAUGGUUGUAAAUACCUUAGAACAUAUUUGAAGAUCUCCUCCUUAAAGAAAUGCAUCAGAAAACUAAAAAAGGGAGCACAACAGCCCAGGCUCUAGAGGGUGAAGUAAUAAAAUACUGACCUAUGGAACUUCUCCACAGAUUUUUUGUAAAUUCAGUGGAACCAAUAUUAUACCUGUAAUGACUAUUUCUUUGAGCAACCUGAGGAAAUGGUAUAAGAAGACCCUUUUUUAACAAUAUUUACUUGGUUGUCAUGUCUCCUUGUCAGUAUGCAACAA